AUGUUUCUUCUUGAUACCAUCGAUAACCUACCUCGGUGCCCUGUCUCCAAUUCACUCAUGCAGGUAUUUCUUGGGACUCUCAAGGAGACAGGUGCCCGUGAUGUCCCUUUGCUCUACAAGCUUCGCCAUACACAAGAGAAACUACGCCAGAAGUGUGGCGUACCCUCUAUACAAUGCCAGUCUGAACUCGGGAAUGUCUUCUACAUGAAUGAUAUUCGGAGUAUCAUCACCAAGGAUUGGGCAAACCCUCAGACUCGACCACAUAUCCAUGUCUAUCCUGAGGUCCCAGAGGGUGGAAUCCGUGAGGUCUGGCAUGCUAAUAAGUGGCGCCACAAGAUGGACACACGGAUGCUCAGCCCGAUGUACGAUGCCGGUGCUGGUAAGCACUUCUAUGUCAACGAGCUGGCCAAGCUGCAGGAUGGAACCUUUGUUAUUCCUAUACGCUGGGUUGUAGUCCAUGGUGAAGUUCAUGCAGAUGCAUUUACUGUAACAAUUGACCAAAGUGUGAGCCAUGCCCUUCGUCCUCUCAAGCAGGUCCAACAAUUGGAGGCUGAAUAA
Phanerochaete carnosa HHB-10118-sp is the source of this 558-nucleotide messenger RNA. RefSeq lists its product as uncharacterized. The record is from RefSeq and is a predicted model, not a curated record. The coding region runs from base 1 to 558 and encodes 185 amino acids. Lineage: Eukaryota; Fungi; Basidiomycota; Agaricomycetes; Polyporales; Phanerochaetaceae. The transcript has 2 exons.